This is a messenger RNA of Solanum tuberosum (potato), 2634 nucleotides long. Its product is annotated as receptor-like cytosolic serine/threonine-protein kinase RBK1. The coding region runs from base 145 to 1992 and encodes 615 amino acids. The transcript has 10 exons. Gene Ontology annotation, molecular function: ATP binding; protein tyrosine kinase activity. Lineage: Eukaryota; Viridiplantae; Streptophyta; Magnoliopsida; Solanales; Solanaceae. Gene Ontology annotation, biological process: protein phosphorylation. The record is from RefSeq and is a predicted model, not a curated record.
UGAGUUUCAUCAAUUGAGUGUACUUUUGAAUUGCCCAAAAAAAGUAAACCCUAAUUGGUGCUUGACAGCCCUUUUUUAUAUCUUUUGUUUUUUUAAGGGCUAUUUUUGUGUGUUUGUUUUGUUGGGAAACUUGAAUUGCAAGAAAUGGCAUCAUCUGUGGGUAACAAUAGUAGUCAUACAGAUGUUGAUAGUCUCAUAACGGGUCGUAUUGUUAUAGCUUUAGAUGCAACCAGGGAUCACCCUGAGCAGGAAAUCAAGCGCAUUAUUGAUGAGAUCAGAUCACAGGGUAACAUCCUUCAUGCGGGCGAUACCAUUAUUGUGCUUGGGGUUUUGCAUAAAUAUCUUCAUCCUAUGGGUUAUCAAAUGGAAGCAGAGCCACUGUCCAUGUUUGGAACUCACAAACGUGAGAUCGAAAAAGAAGUAACAAAGAAGAUUGAUGCAUAUGUGAACAUGCUCAUGCAAAGUGCCCAAGACUGUGAAGGUGAAGGGGUCGACAUUGAAGUCAAAAUUACUGCUGGGACUCCAGUUAGGAAGGUGGUUGUACAAGAGGUUACAACUAUCAAUACAACAUGUGUUGUGUUAGAUAGGCACCUCAGGCGGGAUUUGACGUAUUACCUUAAACACAUACCCUGCAAAGUUGCAUUAAUUGGUGAUAAUUUAUUCGUCAAGAUUGUGAGACCUUAUUCCAUAGUUGAUGCUGACAACAUAGAGCAUAAGUUAUACUUUUCUAUGUCCAAACAAGUACCCUUGGCACCCCCUCCAACUGCAGAGAACGCAGAGCAGUCUGUUGUUUCAAUCAACUAUUCAGGUUCUGUGGCAAGCUCCGAAAUACCAGAGAAUGAACUGGUGGUAUAUAAUCAACUGGAGCAUAGCACUUCACACGAAGAUCUUAGUUUCAAUUCUAUGCAAGAAAGAUCAGAUAGGUCUGCUAGAGGAGAUAUGAAGCAUCCAAUCCCUCCUGUUUUCCAGAAAGAACGAAGACCACCUACAUCAUGGAGAUCCUCUAAUACACCAUUUCUUUGUAUCGCUUGUGGAGCAAAGACAGAACUAUACAUCAAGGAUUCAAUGAGAUUCAGUUUCUCAGAAAUACAGCUGGCAACAGAUGAUUUUUCAAAGGAUAACUUGCUUGGAGAAGGUGGAUAUGGUCAUGUAUACAAAGGUCGGUUAAAAGACGGUCAGGUCAUUGCUGCAAAGGUGCGGAAGGAAGCAAGCACACAAGGAUUUUCUGAGUUUCAUUCUGAAGUUUAUGUUUUGAGCUUUGCACGUCACAAAAACAUUGUGAUGCUUUUGGGUUAUUGCUGCAAGGAAAAUGUUAACAUCUUGGUCUAUGAAUACAUCUGCAAUAAUUCUCUUGAGUGGCACUUAUUCGAGAAUACCGAGAAUAUUCUUGAGUGGCACCGCAGAUAUGCCAUUGCCAUUGGCACUGCAAAGGGCUUGCGCUUUCUUCAUGAAGAAUGUCGUGGAGGUCCAAUUAUUCAUCGUGACCUGAGGCCAAGCAAUAUACUUCUCACUCAUGACUAUGUUCCCAUGCUAGGUGACUUUGGCCUGGCUAAGUGGAAGACAAAUGACGAUGAUAUAUACACAAGGAUACUUGGCACAUUGGGAUAUCUCGCUCCUGAAUAUGCUGAGAACGGCAUUGUGUCUGUCAGAACAGAUGCCUACGCAUUUGGCAUUGUUCUUAUACAACUAAUGUCCGGACGCAAAGCCAUAGAUGCAAUGAGAGAGGACAGCCAUCAUUCCCUUAGACAAUGGGCAAUUCCCCUCAUUGAAAGGCUUGCAUUGCAUGAGCUCAUUGAUCCUCGCAUAGGCGACUCUUAUGACACAUUUGAAGUGUACCACAUGGCUAGAACUGCAUUCUUGUGUGUGCAGAAUGACCCUGAGCUGCGGCCAUCAAUGGGAGAGGUCUUGCGUCUUCUUCAUGGGGAGUUAGACCAUCUCCACCAGAUCGCGGAGCAGUUUGUACCUCAAUUUGCUCCACAUUUUAGUAAAUAGAAACCUGAUCAGCCAUGUUAUGUUUAGUUUGUUGCUGCAACUGUCUUGGUAUGCUUUACAUUUGUGUGCCCAGGGGAAUUGGAAAGAGCUGUAUAAGCUUUGUUUGGUAUGAUACUUUAUAAUACAAGUAAUAUUUUAAAACAGUUCAACUAGUAUAAACUCCUAUUUAUCAUGUUAUAUAUACUUUAUGAUACACGUAAUAAGGUUUUUUCCACGUAAAUUUGGCAUCUCUUGGAUUUGAUUAUUUUUGUAUUGUCAUAUUCAUUUGUUGGUGUUUAUAGUUGUUGUCUGCUCCUCUUUCUUUUUUUGCGUUUGUGUUUGAGGUAUCCUCUUGGUUCGAAUAGAUUGGGGAAAUUGACUGAAAUAUCAUGUGUUGCAUCUUUUAUCGUGUAAUUUAUUUUUGUGUUCCCUAACAAGUACAAAUAUACCUUAAUUACAAGCCAUUUUGAUAAUUUUUCAUCUUAAACACAGUCAAACUUGGCAAAAAAAAAAAAGUAGAAGAAAAAAGUUUAUUGAAGCUUAAUUAUGUUAUCCUCUUCCAUUUAUUACCUAUUUUAACAUCCCAAAAAACAUGGAUGUUGACUAGAUUUUCCAAUUUCCCCAAAUCAACCCAUCAUCUAAAUAAAAUGCAUUUAAGAGUUG